Molecule: messenger RNA, 1352 nt
Organism: Musca domestica (house fly)
Lineage: Eukaryota; Metazoa; Arthropoda; Insecta; Diptera; Muscidae
Product: peritrophin-44
Exons: 2
Coding region: 149-1246 (365 amino acids)
Cellular component (GO): extracellular region
Molecular function (GO): chitin binding
Source: RefSeq, a predicted model, not a curated record
UCUGGCCUCCUAUUAAAGCCAAGUAAAUAAAUACGGGUGGCAUCAGUUGUUUAUGGCUAGUCCAUCAGUUCGUCAUUAACAUAAACGCGAAAAAAACGGGAUACGGAAUAUUCACGAAAAAUCCCUUUAAGCAGCAGAAAACUCAAAAAUGAAAGAUUUCAAAAUGACCUCAGGCCUGUGCCUGGCUCUACUCGGCCUUGUUGCCCUGCAAAUGCAAUGUGCCUCAGCUGGCUAUUCGAUGGCCGAAACUUGUCUGUAUUACGGCGAAGGUUAUAUCGCCGAUCCAGAUCAGUGCAACGGCUGGGGAUAUUGCAAAGGCGGCGAGUUGAUUGCCCAAGGCACCUGUCCCGGCACCUAUCUGUACAACCAGAAGACCGCCCAAUGUGACUUUCCCGAAAACGUCAAGUGCGCCAGCAAACUCGAGAGUACCUGCAGUGUGGUAACCUCGCCCAUCUACUUGGCCGAUCCCGACGACUGCACCAAGGCCUGUUACUGCAACAAUGGCACUUACUCCUGUACCACUUGUCCCCAAUAUCAGGUGUUCGAUCCCACAAAAAGAGCUUGUGUCUAUUCGAACCAGUACAACUGUCCGGCCAAUUCCAUUUGUCGUCUGGUGCCCGACGGCAAGUGGGUGGCUGAUCCUUUAAAGUGCGGAAAUUAUCUGGCCUGCCUUGACGGCAGUGGUACCAGUAAGGAAUGUCCCGAUAACCUCUUCUUCAAUCAAUUCAAAAAUAUGUGUGCCAUCGAGAGUAUUUGUCCAACUGAGACUGAACCGCCGUCCACCGCAUCAGUCGGUCCAGGUGUUGAAAAGCCAUUGCCAGACAGUAAAACUGCCUGUGCCGAAAAUCCUAACGACAAAACUGAUACAACGAGCAAAUUCUAUGUUGAGGACGGCAAGUCAUGCAUGGGCUACUAUUAUUGCGAAAAGGCAGGAGAAACCGGUAUUUGGGGCAAGUGUCCCCUCGGUACCCAUUUCAAUCAGGCGGACCAAAAUUGUGUCACCCCCUAUACUGUGGACUGUAAAUACGAUCGCUGCGGCAACAUAAACCAAACCUAUGUCUCGGUCUUGGGUUGUGCCGACUACUACUACUGCAUCAAUCAGACGAAACAGGUAGGCAUGGGUGGCAACUGCGCAAACAACAAUCCCAACUAUCCCUACUUCAGCGAAGCCCAAGGUGCCUGUGUCGAUGUGGACCCGAAAUUUGCCAUAUGUUCAGCACCUGCCCCCUCCCCUGUAGGUAACUGAAGGCGAUAGAUGAAAUCAGAUAUAUAUACAUAUAUAUAUUUAAUUUAAUUAUUACCAACAACACCAAGCACCAUUAACAAUAAACAAUAUUGAUUUCAAGGACUAA